Ananas comosus (pineapple) is the source of this 4001-nucleotide messenger RNA. Its product is annotated as putative multidrug resistance protein. Gene Ontology annotation, biological process: transmembrane transport. Gene Ontology annotation, molecular function: ATP binding; ABC-type transporter activity; ATP hydrolysis activity. The coding region runs from base 157 to 3933 and encodes 1258 amino acids. Gene Ontology annotation, cellular component: membrane. The record is from RefSeq and is a predicted model, not a curated record. The transcript is spliced from 6 exons. NCBI's taxonomy places the organism in Eukaryota, Viridiplantae, Streptophyta, Magnoliopsida, Poales, Bromeliaceae.
UCUCUCUCUCUUUUUCCCCCUCCCAUCUCCUCCUCCGCCUCCAUCCACCUCUAAAAAUAAAUAUCCUCGUCGACACAACACAAAAAAAGAAAAACAAACAAGCAAUUGAGAAGACGAUCGAUCGAGGUUGGUUAGUUUAACGCGCGGCGACUAUAUAUGAACAAAAUGAAAGAGCAGGCGGCGGCGCCCGCAGCCCCAGCGGCAGCGGCAGCGGCAGCAGCGCCAUCGCCUUCUGUGGUGAAGUCUUUCUUCACCGUCUUCAUGCACGCGGACGCUGUGGACAACGUUCUGAUGCUCCUCGGCUUCGUCGGGGCGGUGGGGGACGGUCUCUCGACCCCCGUCAUGCUCCUCAUCACCAGCAAAAUCUUCAACGACCUCGGCAGCGGCCCUGGCGCUCUCUCCCAGUUCACCCACAAAAUCAGCAUUAAUGCGCGGAAUCUGCUGUUCUUGGCGUGCGGAAACUGGGUCAUGGCCUUCCUCGAGGGGUUCUGCUGGACGCGAACCGGGGAGCGGCAGGCGGCGCGGAUGCGCGCGGGGUAUCUGAAGGCGGUGCUGCGGCAGGACGUGGAGUACUUCGACCUCAAGGUGGGGUCCACCACGGAGGUCAUCACCAGCGUCUCCAGCGACUCCCUCGUCAUCCAGGACGUGCUCAGCGAGAAGGUGCCCAACUUCGUCAUGAACGCGUCCAUGUUCCUGGGCAGCUACGCCGUGGGGUUCUUCCUGCUGUGGCGGCUGGCGCUGGUGGCGCUGCCCACCGUCCUGCUGCUCAUCAUCCCGGGCCUCAUGUACGGCCGGAUGCUCAUGGGGCUCGCCAGGGAGAUCCGCGACGAGUACGGCAAGGCCGGGGCCGUGGCGGAGCAGGCCGUGUCGUCCGUGCGCACCGUCUACUCCUUCGUGGCCGAGGCCCGCACCAUGGAGAGGUUCUCCGCCGCCCUCCAGGACUCGGUCCGCCUCGGCCUCCGCCAGGGCCUCGCCAAGGGCCUCGCCAUCGGCAGCAACGGCAUCACCUUCGCCAUCUGGGCCUUCAACGUCUGGUACGGCAGCCGCCUCGUCAUGUACCACGGCGCCCAGGGCGGCACCGUCUUCGCCGUCAGCGCCUCCAUCGUCGUCGGCGGCCUAGCACUUGGGUCGGGGCUCUCCAAUGUGAAGUACUUCUCGGAGGCGACCUCGGCCGGAGAGCGAAUUCAGGAAGUUAUCAGGAGGGUGCCGAAGAUCGAUUCGGCGAGUGCGGAGGGCGAGGUGCUGGAGAACGUGUCGGGGGACGUCGAAUUCAAGGGGGUGGAAUUCGCGUACCCGUCGCGGCCGGAGAACCCGAUAUUCGUGAAUUUCAGUCUGAAAGUGCCGGCGGGGAGGACGGUGGCGCUGGUGGGCGGCAGCGGGUCGGGCAAGUCCACGGUGAUCGCGCUGCUGGAGAGGUUCUACGACCCGCUGGGGGGCGAGAUUUUGGUAGACGGGGUGGACAUCCGGAGGCUCAGGCUCAAGUGGCUGAGGUCGCAGAUGGGGCUGGUCAGUCAGGAGCCCGCGCUCUUCGCGACUUCCAUUAAAGAGAACAUUCUCUUCGGCAAAGAGGAUGCCACCGCCGAGGAGGUGGUGGCAGCUGCAAAGGCUUCGAAUGCUCACAACUUCAUCUCCCAGUUGCCCCACGGAUAUGACACCCAGGUUGGAGAACGGGGAGUGCAGAUGUCGGGGGGACAGAAGCAAAGAAUAGCGAUAGCGAGGGCCAUUCUCAAGUCCCCCAAGAUCCUCCUGCUCGACGAGGCCACCAGCGCGCUGGACACGGAGUCGGAGCGCGUCGUGCAGGACGCGCUCGACGCGGCCUCCGUCGGCCGGACCACCAUUGUGAUCGCGCACCGCCUCUCCACCGUGCGCAACGCCGACGUGAUCGCGGUCAUGCAGGCCGGCGAGGUCCGCGAGCUCGGCUCCCACGACGAGCUCAUCGCCGACGACGGCGCCCUCUACUCCUCUCUCGUCCGCCUGCAGCAGGCGAAAGACUCCCGAGAGGAGGGCGUGCUGCCGGCGGCGACUGGUUCGUCCUCCCAGCUGGGCAGCAGCAGCCACAGCAUGAGCAGGAGGUUCUCGGCCGCCAGCAGGUCCAGCUCGGCGCGCUCGUCCGGCAAGGACGACGGCGACGGCGAUGACGCGGAGCUGCGGACGCUGCCGGUGCCAUCGUUCCGGAGGCUGCUGAUGAUGAAUGCGCCGGAGUGGAAGCAGGCGGUCCUGGGGAGCUUCAGCGCAGUCGUGUUCGGCGGAGUGCAGCCGGUCUACGCGUACGCCAUGGGGAGCAUGAUAUCCGUCUAUUUUCUGACGGACGACGGCGAGAUCAAGGCGAAGACGAGGACCUACGCGCUCAUCUUCGUGGGGCUGUCGGUGCUGUCGUUCCUGAUCAAUAUAGGACAGCACUACAACUUUGGGGCCAUGGGAGAGUACCUCACGAAGAGGGUCAGGGAGCGGAUGCUCUCCAAGAUCCUAACCUUCGAGGUCGGCUGGUUCGAUCAGGACGACAACUCUUCUGGGGCCAUCUGCUCCCAGCUAGCCAAGGAUGCCAAUGUGGUGAGAUCACUAGUCGGAGACAGGAUGGCUCUGAUCAUUCAAACCGUCUCCGCCGUCACCAUCGCGUGCACCAUGGGUCUCGUCAUUGCGUGGCGAUUGGCUCUGGUCAUGAUCGCCGUCCAGCCCCUCAUCAUCGUCUGCUUCUACGCUCGCCGAGUCCUCCUCAAGAGCAUGUCCAAGAAGGCCGUCAAGGCGCAAGCCGAGAGCAGCAAGCUCGCCGCGGAGGCCGUUUCCAACCUCCGCACCGUCACCGCCUUCUCCUCGCAGGACCGCAUUCUCCGCCUGUUCGACGUCGCCCAAGAGGGCCCACGCAGGGAAAGCAUUCGGCAGUCGUGGUUCGCCGGCCUAGGCCUCGCCACCUCCAUGAGCCUCAUGACUUGCACUUGGGCCCUCGACUUUUGGUACGGCGGCAAGCUCCUCACGGAGGGGCUUAUCACGGCCAAGGCUCUAUUUCAAACGUUUAUGAUUCUCGUCAGCACCGGUCGGGUCAUCGCGGAUGCCGGCAGCAUGACGACCGACUUAGCCAAGGGUGCCGACGCGGUUGGUUCCGUGUUUGCCGUGCUCGAUCGGGACACUCGCAUUAAUCCUGAGGACCCUGAGGGUUACAAGCCGGAGAAGCUCAAAGGCGAGGUGGAUAUUAAGGGAGUCGACUUCGCCUACCCGGCGCGACCUGAUGUGAUCAUCUUUAAAGGGUUCUCGUUGAGCAUCCGUGCCGGUAAGUCGACCGCACUUGUUGGGCAUAGCGGGUCCGGCAAAUCCACCAUCAUCGGGCUUAUUGAGCGGUUCUAUGAUCCGCUGAAGGGGUCGGUGAGAAUUGACGGGCGGGACAUCAGGGAGUACCACCUGCGUUCCGUAAGGAGGCACAUAGGGAUGGUCGGCCAAGAGCCGACGUUGUUUGCGGGGACCAUUCGCGAUAACAUCAUCUACGGGACGGAUGCUGCGACCGAGGCGGAGAUCGAGAAUGCCGCGAGGGCCGCGAACGCGCACGACUUCAUAAGCAACCUUAAAGACGGAUACGGCACGUGGUGCGGCGAUCGCGGCGUUCAGCUGUCCGGCGGGCAAAAGCAGCGGAUCGCAAUUGCGAGGGCGAUACUGAAGAAUCCGGCGAUUCUGCUGCUGGACGAGGCAACAAGUGCUCUCGACAGCCAGUCCGAGAAGGUGGUGCAAGAGGCUCUAGAGAGAGUGAUGGUGGGGAGGACCAGCGUUGUGGUGGCUCAUAGGCUGAGCACUAUACAGAAUUGUGAUCUUAUAGCUGUGCUAGAGAGGGGAGUGGUUGUGGAGAAGGGGACUCAUGCUUCUCUCAUGGCUAAGGGGCCUACGGGAACGUACUUUGGGCUGGUCAGACUCCAGCAAGGUGUCAAAUUAGGAAUUAAUCAACACUGAAUUCCUUAUCUUAAUUAUAACUGAUACUAUUAUUCGAUAUAUAUUUCAUAAGCGGUUUGAUUUCUCAA